AUGGCGUCUCUGUAUAAUCAAAUCCCUUCUGUAUCCGCAGUUUUCGCUUUCUACUCAUCAUUUUCUGCAAUCACGGUGCUUUUCCGUAGAAUCAUGGACGAUUUUGUUCCCAAGCGAUUCCGAGAUUACGUCGCUUUGAAAGUUGAGGACUUCUUCUCUUAUUAUUUUCGUUUUAGGUCGAGCGUCACGUUUGUGAUAGAGGAACGGUGGGAGUAUGUGGACAACCAGACUUUCCGUGCGGCUGAAGUUUACUUACCGACGCGUCUCGCCAGACUCUCCACCGGAAAACUCGUCGUGGGUUCAAGCAGUCUCAAGAAUCCAACGAAUCACCUGAAACUCGGAAUUCCAAUCAACACAGUUAUCAUAGAUGAGUUUGAAGGGAUUCAUCUCAAGUGGACUCUACACUCUUCUGAAACUAAGUUUUAUGCCUACGAGAAACGGUGCUUUUAUCUGACAUGUAAGAAAGAGUUUCGUGAGCAGAUAAUGACAGAUUACUUCACAUACUUGGCGAAAUCAGCAGAGAAUAUAAUGGGCCAUCGUGAGAAUCUCAAGAUCUAUACUUACAACCAAGAACGGUAUCAAUGGCAACCCGCCAAUUUCGAGCACCACACGACCUUUGAGACCUUAGCCAUCGAGCCGCACCUCAAGAAAACCUUGAUCGACGAUCUUGAGUCUUUCUCUAAAGGAAAAGACUACUUCAAGAGCGUGGGACGUGCCUGGAAACGCGGAUAUCUUCUUUACGGUCCACCGGGUACUGGAAAAUCUUCCAUGGUGGCUGCAAUUGCUAAUCACAUGAAGUAUCAUAUCUAUGAUCUCCAGCUUCAGAGCGUUAAAGACGAUGCUGAGUUGCGGAAGAUUCUCACCUCCACAAAGAACCGGUCAAUUCUUCUCAUCGAAGACAUUGAUUUUGGAUCUGAUGCUUCUCGUAAACGCCAGACCAAUGAUAAAGAAAAGGAUGGUGAGCCCCAAAAGGACAAGAAGAAGUUUGAAGUUGGGGUAUCUUUGUCUGGUCUGUUGAACUUUGUAGACGGGCUUUGGUCGAGCUGCGGAGAAGAAAGAAUCAUAAUUUUCACAACCAAUCACAAGGAGAAGCUUGACCCGGCUUUGCUGAGGCCAGGAAGAAUGGACAUUCAUAUUCUUAUGGACUAUUGCACGCCCUUUGUUUUCAAGAAGCUUAUGGCUAUGUACCUCAAGAUUGAUGACCACGUAUUGUUUGAUCCCAUUGAGAAGCUUGUCUUUGAGGUGAGUGUAACUCCGGCAGAAGUCGCACAGCAGCUCAUGGCGAGUAAGAAUGCUGAUAUUGCGCUCAAAGGUCUACUCGAAUCCCUGGAAACCAAGAAGAUGAGAAAGGAAGAAGAUACCAGAGUGGAGGGAGAGGGUGAUAUCGAAGAUCCGGAGACAAAAUAA
This is a messenger RNA of Eutrema salsugineum, 1407 nucleotides long. Its product is annotated as AAA-ATPase At1g43910. Gene Ontology annotation, molecular function: ATP binding; ATP hydrolysis activity. Bases 1 to 1407 code for a protein of 468 amino acids. The record is from RefSeq and is a predicted model, not a curated record. Lineage: Eukaryota; Viridiplantae; Streptophyta; Magnoliopsida; Brassicales; Brassicaceae. The transcript has 3 exons.